AUGGACAGUUUCUGGGCUGCUGGGCCUAUGGGGUUGCAGAGGCAUAAACUGCAUAGUUUAAUUGAGAUUGUGUUCAUUUUUUCGGGAAAAAUAGCGAAGCUUUUGUUAGAUUCAGUCCAGAAGCAGCCCCACAGAGUUCUUGAAGACCACUUCAUUUCUCUGUUACGAUCAUGUAAGACAGUGGCGCUUCUUGAGAAAGUUCAAGCCCAGAUAAUUACCCACGGGUUUCAACACAAUGAAUAUGUAGCCCCAAAUGUUGUGUCUGCGUGGGCUAAUCUCAAGCGAAUGGCUUAUGCCCGCCAUCUGUUCGAUCAUUUUCCUGACCCAAAAGUGGCGCUCUGGAAUUCAAUCCUCAGAGGGUAUGCCCACAACGAGUUUUACAGGGAAGUGGUUCUUUUGUUUGGGAAAAUGAAGAGCACGGACGUGAGACCCAACUGCUUCACGUUCCCUCUUGUUCUCAAAUCUUGUGCCAAAAUCAAUGCAUUCGUGGAAGGGGAGGAGAUUCAUUGUGAGGUCAUUAAGGGUGGGUUUAGAGGGAACCAAUUCGUGGCUACUACUCUGAUCGAUGUGUACUCUGGUGGGAGGGCAAUUGGGUCUGCCUACAAGGUGUUUGUUGGAAUGCUUGAGAGAAAUAUAGUAGCCUGGACUUCCAUGAUCAGUGGCUACAUUUUGUGCAAUGAUGUGACAUUUGCACGGCGGCUGUUCGACUUGGCACCCGAACGAGAUGUUGUGCUGUGGAGCAUUAUGGUUUCUGGUUAUAUUGAAAUAGGGCAUAUGGAGGCAGCAAGAAAGCUGUUUGAUGCAAUGCCGUACCGUGAUGUGAUGUCUUGGAAUACAAUGUUGAGUGGUUAUGCAAAUAAUGGGGACGUUGAGGCUUGCGAGCAUCUGUUUGAAGAGAUGCCCGAGCGGAAUGUUUUCUCCUGGAAUGGAUUGAUUGGAGGGUAUGCUCAUAAUGGGCGUUUCUUUGAUGUAUUGAGUUGUUUCAAACGGAUGCUACUCGAUGGCCAGGUAGUUCCCAAUGAUGCCACCCUUGUGACUGUGUUGUCUGCUUGUGCGAGAUUGGGAGCUCUUGAUUUGGGAAAGUGGGUGCAUGUAUACGCUGCGACCAUCGGGUUUAAAAGAAACAUUUAUGUUGGAAAUGCAUUGAUAGACAUGUAUGCAAAAUGCGGUGUGAUAGAGAAUGCAAUGGAAGUAUUUGGGAGCAUGGAUUCAAAAGACCUUAUUUCAUGGAAUUCUGUGAUCUGUGGCUUGGCAACUCAUGGAUGUGGGGCGGAUGCGUUAAAUUUGUUUCACCGGAUGAAGAACUCUGGCAAAAAACCGGAUGGAAUCACCUUCAUUGGGGUAUUGUGCUCCUGUACUCAUCUUGGAUUAGUUGAAGAAGGCAUCUCAUAUUUCAACUCAAUGGUCCAUGACUACUCCAUUGAUCCUCAGAUUGAGCAUUAUGGUUGUAUGGUCGAUCUAUUUGGCCGAGCUGGUCUUUUGGACCGGGCAAUUGAGUUCGUGAAGAGGAUGCCGAUCAAAGCAGAUGCUGUCAUCUGGGCUGCCCUGCUAGGUGCGUGCAGGACUUACAAAAACAUUGAUUUGGCAGAAUUAGCUCUUCAGAAACUCAUUCAGCUCGAACCCAAAAACCCUGCAAAUUACGUCAUGCUAUCGAAUAUUUAUGGAGAUCUUAGUAGAUGGAAAGACGUUGCACGGUUGAAGAUUUUAAUGAGGGACACCGGGUUCAAAAAGUUGCCAGGAUGUAGCUUGAUUGAGGUAAAUGAUAGCGUGGUUGAGUUUUAUUCCUUAGAUGAGAGGCAUUCUCAGAGCAAGGAAAUAUAUGGAGUCUUAAAGGGAUUGAUGAAAUUGUUAAGAUCGUAUGGAUAUGAACCAAAUAUUAUGGAACUCCAGCAGGGUUCAUGAACUAACCUUUUUAGUUAUUCAUAUGGCAUCUUACCCACCUACAGUAUUUAACCUCAGCUAUUCGAAGUUCGGAACUAACCCGAUACAACACACACUCACACCUACAACAAUUUAGCAGUCCUCUAAGUUAUAACGACGUCUACGUGCACUGUUCAUAAACGCGAGAUUGAUUGUCAGAAACCGUCUCCCGCCCCUCAUACGUUCGACACUUCUGCUAGUCGGGCAACAUGCAUACUCAUCCAUCUCAUUCUUGGGUUGCUCCCUCAUUGAUCCUCAAUCUAACAACAUGAUUUUGUCUGAAUCUUUUUGCUUGUGUUAUUUCAAACUCUUUUCCCUUAUCCAACUUAUUUGCAAUAUUUUGUACAAUGUUAGUGUUGUUGAAACCCUGCUUGAGCUACAUAAGAGGAUAAUCAGUUAAGUGAUAUAAGAUGGGAAAAGGAACAAGACUUUGAUCCUUGUGGUA
Molecule: messenger RNA, 2365 nt
Organism: Momordica charantia (bitter melon)
Lineage: Eukaryota; Viridiplantae; Streptophyta; Magnoliopsida; Cucurbitales; Cucurbitaceae
Source: RefSeq, a predicted model, not a curated record